AAAAUAGUAAAGUCUCUACUAUUAUUUUUCAUGUCUAAAAGUAACUUCAAUAACAAAGAUUAUCAAAUAUAUCUGUGACUAUACUUAUGAAUAUCAUUUAUUGUCUGGUUCAUAAUAGGAGAAAAAGUGUUAUACUCAUUUAUAAUUAUGUGUGUAUUCUGAUGCCAGUGAAAUGAACAUCAAAAUACUUAACCACAGGAUCAUCAUGAACUGGAGUGAAAUUAAAUAUUUCUCAAUCUAUUCGAUAAAUUUGAUUUAAACUUAUAAUGCUUACAUGCAUGUUACUUUUUGAUGAGUACUUAACUUCGUUGAGUCCUAUUUUUUGAAAGUCUUUGAAAUGUUAUCAUCGUAGAUAUCUAUGCUCAAAACUAUCGCUUUUACGGCUUUAAUUCUUCAUAUAUUACACUUGACUGAAAAUUCCAUUUGAUGCAAUCUCAAAAAAACAAUGUAAAUUAAUUUGAAUAUGUUAAAUGCCUCUAAAAAACAAACAAACUUGGAUAGUAAUUUUUCUAAAUCUGGAAUUGUACAGUGAAAUUUUAACAUCAUUAUAUAAACAGUUGUAAGACAAAUCAUUGUUAAUUUCUAUUAUUAUUUUCAAUAAUCCUUCUAGCGAAGUAAUACUUUACAAUCAUCCCCUCAAACGGAGUCGGUUACUAGUACAAAUGGACAUAGUUUGAAUAAAUUAAUGGAAGAUUAUAAACCAAUCAGUUCGCAGUCAGUAUUAUCAUCUUCGUCAUCACCCGUUUCUGAUUUUGUCGGUGCUGAUGUUGCUCCUGGCAGCGGUAAUUCUACUUGCCAUGAUGAUACUGCCAAUCCUAUUGAUUCUGAAUUGACAGCCUUUAAAAUGCAACAAUUACAACAUGAUGUAAUGCAGCUUGAAACUGCAAUAAAGGACAACUUAAAUGAACAGAAGGAAUUGAAUGAUCGAUUAUUUGAACAAUUAGCUGAAGUAUCGAAACCUGAAAUUAGUAAAAAUAAAUCAUCUUCCUCCUUAUUGUCAUUGUCAUCGAUAUCAAAUGAUCAAUCUGCUUUUCGUGAAAGUGAAAUUAAACGUAUUUAUAGUGAAAAGUUGAAAACACUUAAAAAACAAUUAAAAGCAUUAAAUGAACAAUUACAAACAACGCGUUAUGUUAUUUCAAAAUCCACAACAUCUCUUCCUUCUACAUCUACGGUCACUAGUCAUCAACAGUUACCUUGUGAUGGCAGUAUUACCAGUGAUUACACUAAUCAAAUGUCAGCACCAUUUGAUGUUUACCACAGUCAUGAAUUAGCAAAAAGAUUACCGGCACAUAUAUCGGAUCCAAACGGUGAUUUGUGUAAAACACCUGCAAGACAGUCGAAUACUCUGCCGGUUAAAUGUAUUCAUUAUUCUAAGACAACCGAUGAUGAUACUGGAUAUCGUAAGAAAAGUUCUUCACGUCCUGUCGGCUACUCAUUCUUUACACCUAACGAUAGAAAGAAACAUAAGAAAAUUACAAAAGGCCAUUUGACUACAUCCAAUUUGUUGUAUCCUCCUGAUUCAUCCAGCAUAUUCCUACCUGAGAAUGUAGCUAGCAGUAGUUCUCAACCACUUCGAACUGGUUCAUUACCCUCUACCAAUGGACUUAACCCUAUCAGUUGCGGUGGAUAUGAUGCUGGUGGACGUAGUAUGAUUAGCGGUUUAAGUGGUAUAAUUAGUACAUCAAAAGAUGAUACAUGUCCCAGUGUAGAUCCAUCUGUUGCUGUCAAUUCUAACACUGGUGCAUUUUCAUGGUCAGAUGGUGGAGAUAAUACACUGGCACGAAUAUUUGAAUUUCUUGGUGUAUCACCAAAUCAAGUGUUCAAUAAUCAAAAUCUAACCUCUAUUGGUAAUAAUAAUGUACCCGGUGUUGGUUCUUCAGGUUCAUCUGCAUUGUCUGCUUCAGGAUUAGGCGUGUUGGAUAAGACUAAAGCUGGAUCUAAAAGUCAUAUAAGUGGGGCGAAUGUUAUCUCACCAGAAUCACUUAGUACUCCUCAUAGUAGCGGUAUUGUUACUGGGAGUUUAAGUGGUGGUGUUGCUGCUGGUAGUAUUGGCCACUUAGGUAAUUCAAUAAUGAAUAUUUCACCACAUAAUUUGGCACUUGCAUUUGCUUAUCUUUAUCGUCGUCAAGAAUGUCAAUUUGCCUCUCUAACUAAUCAACAAUCACAGAUAUUUCAAGAACUUCGUGAUGAAUUGUCUGUUAUGCAUAGUGAAACACUUAGUAUUCAGUCUACACUGAAUAAUUUAACAACAGAAUUAGAAGCUAUUCGACGUGAUGCAACCACAAAAGCGGAGUUACAAAAUCAAAAACUAACCGAUGCCAGUUCACGUAUUGAACGAUUGGAUGCUAUAGCUGAAGAAUCUCGACAAGCUUUACCACAUGAAUUAGCAGCUAUACGUAAUGAAUUUCAUGAUUCCUUAUAUUCAGUUGAAUAUCAAGUGACUACAAAAAUACGCGACCUAAGUGAUAAUAUUACAAGUAUUAAUAAUAAGGUAAGCAUGAUUGAAAAACCUCAUGAUCAAUCUAAUACACUUGAAUCACAUGGUACAGAAUUAGAUCGUGUUCGUCGUAAAGUAUUACAUUAUUUAACUGAUUUAUGUGUGUCAUUCUUUGCACUAGUUACUAUGCUACUACAAGUGCUUAUACGUUGUUUAAAUUUGGGCGCUGUUCUGACAGAAAAUAGGAAACUUGCUGUUUGCUUUUCCAUGACAUUGUUAGCUAGUUGUUUGCUUGUAUAUACAUCGGAUCCUAUUAUUUUAUGGCUCAGGGAAGAUGAUACCAUUACAAACCCGUCUACAGCAACAACAACAACCAUACAUCGAAGAUCUCAAUACUGGCGAAAUAUACUUAUUGCUAUUUUGUCAUUUUUUCGAAGUUUUUCCCGUGAAAUGUCUUGAACCAAUAUUUUGAUUUAUCUUUUUAAUCAUUCAAUUAAUUAUUCGGAAAUUUCUAAUGUACGCUUGUCUUGUCUUCUUUCUUUACUCAAUGGUUCACUUCACUUAAAAGUUUAUUAUCCUUCACGAUAAUUACCUGGUGCUCCAUUAUAUAUAUAUGGGUAUUCUUGUUUACUGAGAUUAGUACUAUUUAUGCUUGCUUAAAAAGUAUGGUGAAUUUCUAUCAUUAUUCACACAUAUAUUUAUACAUGAAACAAAUCUAUCAUGACGAGUGUUCUAUAAAAAUGCUUUGUCUGAAAGCUUAAUUCAAUUUUAAACCAUCUCAUUCAUUAGUUGACUAGAAUAUAUUUAUUAGUAACAACUGAUCAACAUCAUUAUUUGAUCUUGCUCUGACACAAUCUUAUUUUAUUUGUUUUUCCAUGGAAUUUUCUGUUGAGUUACCUCAGUGUAAAAAAUGUGUGUUUUUACUUUUAAGUAUUUUUAUUGUUGUUGCAUCAUCAUUAGUCUAUUUUUUUAACCUUUCGACUUAUUCAUUUUGUUCGUUUGUUCAUUUUCUUCUCAUUAUGAACAUUGUUCUGCUCACACCCGGUAUUGUCUAUCUAUCCCUUGUUAUACAAUGUUACAUGUACACUGUGGAUUGUGUACGGUUGAUUGUCCGACGUGUACGUUGCUUGUUCUUAAAGGUUUUCCAAAUCAACUAAAUAUUCUAAUUAUAUUGACAGAAUAAUCUAAUUUCUUUUAUUCAUCUUAUGUCGAUUUUUGUAGAAUAAAAUCUGUUAUAAUGCUAUCAAUCCAUUGCUAUAUUUUAUAACACUAUGUUAUGAAUGACAUCACAAACUAAUGUUGUUUAUCAUUAUUAUCCAACGUUACUUUUCAUUUUAAAAUCUUGUCAUUUUCAUAUUAUCUAUUAACUAGAAACAGUCUUUCAAAAGAACAAACAACGAUUUGUUUAUUAUUAUUUACGUCUUACCUCUUCGUAAAUGCAAUCAGUUUGUCCAGCAAUCAAUAUGUAUGAGGAGAUAGACAUCGAUGUAAAGCUGUUCAAUUUUCUUUGUAUUAAAAAAGAACAUUUCUCCCAAUAUUUUUGUUUUAAACUUUCUUUUCUUGCUCUGUUUAUCUACUAAAAACAGAUACAUGAGUGGCUUGUUAAUCGAAUAUAUAUAUAUAUAUAUAUUCGCUAAUUUGUAAAUCAAAUACUAUUAUACAGUUUGAACAG
Schistosoma bovis is the source of this 4109-nucleotide messenger RNA. NCBI's taxonomy places the organism in Eukaryota, Metazoa, Platyhelminthes, Trematoda, Strigeidida, Schistosomatidae. The record is from the annotation of a GenBank genome assembly.